AUGGCUCGAGUGGGCCGGAAACAAGAACUGAAGCGUCAGUUCAGUCCUUUGGCUAUGAUUGGCUUCUCGAUGGUCAUGGCCGUCACCUGGCAAGCUACUCUGUUCGUAACGACCUUCAGCCUCCCCAACGGCGGGCCUGCUGGCGCCGUUAUCAUGUAUCUUUUCACCGCUGUCGGCCUCACAUUCACCAGCCUUUCACUCGCCGAGAUGGCAUCCAUUGCUCCAACUGCAGGCGGACAGUACCACUGGGUGUCGGAACUAGCACCUCCAUCGAUUCAAAAGCAGCUGAGCUUCAUCAUUGGUUGGGCCGCCAACUACGCUUGGCAGAGCUUCCUGUCAUCAGCCACGCACGGUGCCGUUUCUAUCAUCCAAGGCCUCAUCACGCUCUACCAUCCCGAGUUUCUGCUUACACCCUGGCAGCAGGCACUAGUUGUGAUAUUGCUGGUCACAAUCAUGGCUGCCGUCAAUGUCGGUUUACUGGACCGUCUACCAGACUUGGAGUUUAUCGUACUCGGAGUCAAUACCCUAGCUUUCAUCGCCUUCGAGGUUACUAUGCUGGUCAUGGGCCCCAGGGUGUCGGCUGCCCAGGUCUUCCAGAACUUUGAGAACUUUUAUAACUGGCCGACGAUGGGCGGUGCUGUCCUGGCUGGUCUCUUCGCAGCAAUCUCGUCCCUGACAUAUGCCGACAGUGUCGCCCACAUGGGCGAGGAACUCGAAAACGCUGCCGUUUGGUUGCCCCGUACGAUCAUCUUAGGCGGCCUCCUGAAUUACUUGUUUGGAUUCAUCAUGCUCCUGACAUUCUUGUUCCGAGCCGAAAAUAUACCACAAGCCCUCCAGGCUAAUCCGACGACUCCAUUUCUUGCCAUCCUCGAGAAUAUAACCGGCAGUAAAACUGCGGACUGCAUCAUGGGCGUAUACAUUGCUGCUUUCUCUCGGGAUGGUGGCGUGCCAUUCAGUACGCAGCUCCGAAAAGUCACGGCUUCCGGGGUCCCUUUCAACGCUAUCGUUGUGACCUGGGCCUUCAACGUCAUCCUUGCUCUCAUUGUCAUAAGCCCCACCAUUGCCUUCCGGAUCAUCGGAGGUCUCGCUGAGACCAUGGUCUUGUCAAGCUAUAUGAUGAGCAUCUGCACCGUGUUCUGUCGCCGACUGAAAGGCCCAUUGCCCAAGGCACCUUUCUCCUUGGGACUGUGGGGGAUUCCAAUUAACAUCUGCGCCGUCUUAUUCACGCUGUUCAGCUUGAUCAUGGCCUUCUUCCCUACUGUUCCGAACCCAACGUUGGUCAGCAUGAACUGGUCGUCUGUGGUUUACGUCGGUCUGGCCAUUCUGCCGUUCGUUUUGUAUGCAGCUCACCAGCGUCACGUCUACAUUCCACCCGUGGAGCUUGUGCGUGAUCCCGAUGAGGUCAACAUCGAAUCGGAGAGGAAAUGA
This is a messenger RNA of Zasmidium cellare ATCC 36951, 1428 nucleotides long. RefSeq lists its product as uncharacterized. The transcript is spliced from 3 exons. Gene Ontology annotation, biological process: amino acid transport; transmembrane transport. Bases 1 to 1428 code for a protein of 475 amino acids. Gene Ontology annotation, molecular function: transmembrane transporter activity. Gene Ontology annotation, cellular component: membrane. Lineage: Eukaryota; Fungi; Ascomycota; Dothideomycetes; Mycosphaerellales; Mycosphaerellaceae. The record is from RefSeq and is a predicted model, not a curated record.